This is a messenger RNA of Psylliodes chrysocephalus, 354 nucleotides long. The record is from the annotation of a GenBank genome assembly. Lineage: Eukaryota; Metazoa; Arthropoda; Insecta; Coleoptera; Chrysomelidae.
AUGUGCCAAUUAUUUUCUUACUUACUGACAAAAAAUCAAUUUUUAGGCGAUCCAGAUGACUUAUCUUUACGGAAAGUUGAAAUGGAAGUAAUGAUUCCAAAGAAAAUGAGAGAGGUAACAAGAGUAGAGAAAUGCUUUAAAGAAGUUAAAGAAUUUUCAGAAUGUGGUAAAAAUGCUGGUUUACUGAUAGUGAUAAAUUGCAGACAAGAAAAUACCAAAUUAAAAGAAUGCCUUACGAAAUGGUAUCAAAACGAUGAAUUUAAAGAACGGUGUAAACAAGAAUACCUGAAAGAACGAUCAGAAUACAGGCGAACUGGAAUAACUACGAAAGAAAGGAAAAGAAUAGGGAUGUAA